Messenger RNA from Polypterus senegalus (gray bichir), 4710 nucleotides. RefSeq names its product zinc finger DHHC-type palmitoyltransferase 2 (gene zdhhc2). NCBI's taxonomy places the organism in Eukaryota, Metazoa, Chordata, Cladistia, Polypteriformes, Polypteridae. Gene Ontology annotation, molecular function: protein-cysteine S-palmitoyltransferase activity. The coding region runs from base 118 to 1215 and encodes 365 amino acids. The record is from RefSeq and is a predicted model, not a curated record. Gene Ontology annotation, cellular component: Golgi apparatus; endoplasmic reticulum. The transcript has 13 exons. Gene Ontology annotation, biological process: peptidyl-L-cysteine S-palmitoylation; protein targeting to membrane.
UCAUGUAUAUAGAACUAUAUCAAUACAUCACUUACUGACUUAGUUCAUUCGCGCUUUCAGCCGUUUGCUGGAACCAGUCUGCAGUUUUACUGGAGUCUGAUGGUGUCUGUGUAGAAGAUGGCGCCGUCGGGCUCGGGCAGCGUUAAAAGGAGCUGUCAGAGAGUUUUAUACUGGAUUCCAGUUCUGUUUAUCAGCAUCAUAGUAUGCUGGUCCUAUUACGCCUAUGUCAUCCAGCUCUGCAUAGAAUCCAUGGGGAAUAUUGGAGAAAAAGUUGUUUGCCUGCUAGCUUAUCAUGUUUUCUUCAUCAUGUUUGCCUGGGCAUACUGGAAAACAAUUUUCACAAAGCCGAUGAAUCCAUCUAAAGAGUUUCAUCUCUCCUAUGCUGACAAAGAACUCAUGGAGCGUGUGGAUCGAGGAGAGUCACAACAAGAACUCCUUAGAAGGAUUGCCAAGGAUUUGCCUGUUUAUACAAGGACAAUGUCUGGAGCAAUAAGAUACUGUGAUCGAUGUCAGCUUGUGAAGCCAGAUCGGUGUCACCACUGCUCAGUGUGUGAUAAAUGCAUAUUAAAAAUGGAUCACCACUGCCCCUGGGUUAACAAUUGUGUGGGAUUCUCCAACUACAAGUUUUUCCUCCUUUUCUUAGCAUAUUCUUUGCUUUACUGCCUAUUCAUCGCAGCAACAGAUUUACAGUACUUCAUCAAAUUCUGGACUAAUGGCCUUCCUGAUACCCAAGCCAAAUUCCACAUCAUGUUUCUCUUUUUUGCUGCUGCCAUGUUUUCUGUUAGCCUUUCUUCAUUGUUUGGAUAUCACUGUUGGCUGGUUAGUAAGAACAGAUCCACUCUAGAGGCCUUCCGAGCACCUGCUUUUCGACAUGGAGCUGAUAAAAAUGGAUUCAGCCUGGGUUUCAGCAAAAAUCUUCGUCAGGUGUUUGGCGAUGAAAAGAAGUAUUGGUUUUUGCCAGUUUUUACAAGCUUAGGAGAUGGCUGCUCUUUCCCAACAUGUCUCGUGAACCAGGAUCCUGAACAGCCCCCAACUCCUGCUGGGAACAAUGCAGCCGUCAAAAAUGGAGACAAUCACCCAUUUCCUGCCAAGCCUUUACGAGAAAGUCAAAGUCACCUGCUGAAUAGUGAGAAGUCCUGGCCUGAGCAUGACGUAGAAGACAAAGAAAAGCAUGGUACAAGCAAUCCAGCAAUGACAAUUGAAAAUGAAACCUAGAAACAGAUGGCAAUAUAUCUGAAUUGGUAUACGCUGCUUACAGAAGAGAUUACACAAAGGCUCAUUGCACCGGGAACGGCUGGUCCCCUGGCCACCCUCAUCUCUGUGCCUGUGUGGGUGUUUGACACAGCCAGCAUUCCAGCAUCUGAUUGGCUCUUUUCAUAUCACUGCUCAAUACACAGAACAUUUGUAUCUUAAUAUCAGUAAAGUGCAGUGGGUUUUCUACUCAAAGAAUAUUGGUAAUUGCUAAUUCACUUGACCAGUUUUAGAUUGCAAAAUGCCGUUUGUUAAAGAGUCAUUUAGAAGAGGACAUUUGUGGAGUGUACAUACAAUGUCCCAUCAUCCUAAAUUAAUUGUAAUGGUGAUGAACAGAAUUACAGUUGUUGAACGAAUUAAGAGAAAAGUUACACUCAGGCAGUUUUUAAGGAAAGACAGAAAUAAAAUUUGUGCACUUUUUGUACUAUGUGGAUAUUAAGGCAAUUAUUGUUCAGUCGUCUGCCUGAUUGUAAAAUUAACAUCUGCUUUGCCAAGCAGAUUAAUAUGGGUGCCUUUGUUACAGUGAAAUGUGUUUAACAAUGGGGUUUAGGAGUCCAGUUCCAAAAAAACAUGAUUUAAUGUGUUCUUCUUUAUUAGAGAAACAUUAAUAUACGCUUACAAAGUAACUGUAGUGCUGCAUUGCUUCACAGUACAAUAUGAGUGUGUGACAGUUUUAAUUCGGGUUCUGUAUGUAAAAGAAUAUACUUAGUUGGGCAUCAAAGUAUUGAUCAACUCUUCAAAGGGAUGCUUUUUUUUGUUUUGGUAUUAUGAUGUAAAAAUGAUGUGCCAAAAUUGGCUCUCUCCGAAAGAAAUGGUACUGAACAUCUCUGAAGAAUAUAGUGAAAAAAAUAAUAAUUAUUCUUUGUUCUUCGUGAAUUUACUAUUUGCUAUAUGCUUAAUCCUCCUUUAUAAUUAAAAACCUUUAACUAUUUCCACUUUUAAUAAAAAAAAAAAACUGUAUUUAACAUUUUAAACAAAUAGAGUGGCAAAGUGGUCAAGCACCAGAGGCAUGGAUUGAAAGCCACUUUCUGAAUGGAAUCAGUGGAUUCUCUCUAGGUUCUCUGUUUUUUCUGCACAUCCCAAAAACAAACAUGGUUAGUUGAUGGCUGGCUGUUAACCUGCAUAAGUGUGAGUACAUGGGCGUGCCCUGUUUGAGACUGGUAUCCCAGUCUCAGUUGUAUCCAGUGCUGGCUCUUUGUACUCUAAUGAUUGGUAAAUAUUAGGUUGGUAAACCAGUGGAUAAACAGAUGAUCUACUCUAUUAAGAUAUACUGUAUAAUACAGAAAAACACCAAAAGAAACCUAAAAAGUUGAAAACACCUUAUUAAUAAAUAGUAAAAAAUACUUUUUUUUUUGGUUGGUAACCAAAAUAAUGUUUCAAUAAAUUUAAUCUUUCCUAAUUCAGAAUGCAAAAAGGAAACAGCUUGUGUUUCAUGCCGACUUAUUCAAGUUACUGUGCCUAUUCUUGACUAUUUAGAUAAAGAUGUUGGCCACCCUACAUAGAGAUACUUCAUUUUCAUCAGAUAAUAAUGUUCUAUUUCUGCCAAUAGAUGGUCAUUUAUCUCUGAAAAACAUUGUGAUGGAAGUUGCCCCAGUGCUAAAGAAAGUCCUAAACUUAAACCUGGACCGAUGUUUCAACUUUGCCAUGAAGAACCAGAGCUUGACCGAUGAGUAAGUGGUAGAGCAGCAGCUUAUGCACAAUAAUAAAUGCACAAUACUGUUUUUAUUAGCACAAUCAGCUAAUUCUGCUAAAUAGUAACAUUAUGUUCAACCUUUUUUGUGCAACUAAAAAUCUUUCAGUUGUACCCCUUUGUACAACAGAAUAGGAAUUAUGUAAUAUAAUCCAUGGUGUACAGCAGCUGGCCACCUCAGAGUUUUGCAUGUACUCUGGGAAAUAUCCAGAUACCUUACAUUUGCCAGGUUUUCUCACUGUAAACAUGGCUUCAGAUGCCCUGUACCCUUCACCUCCUCUGAUCCCCUGGUCCUGACCCAAAGAUUCAGAGAUUGCUUCUUACCUUGUGCCUAGUGCUGGAUGGAUAAGCUGUGGUCCCUCCAGCCCCUUAACUGGAUUAAGUGGAUUUGAUAAAGGAUAUGAUGAUGAAUGACUGAAUCAGAAGGGGCUGAACUUGGGUACCCUUUAGCAUUCGAGGGCUGUUUUAUUAUAGUGUAAGGAUGCCAAGAAAAGGCUUGCAUUGUGGGUUCUCCUAUUUUAAAUAAUCAAUGUUUAAUGGAGUAGUGUUUUAUUCUUACUUUUACAAGGAUACAUAUUUAUGUCCUGCUCUUCAUGUUAAGCCUUCAUGACAAAUAUAUAUUACUCUAAUUAAAACCUUGUAAUAUUUAUCAACAUUUUUUAAUUUCAUAGCAAAGUGUUUCAGUUUUUUGACAAAUUGCACAUAAAUCAUUAAUAAUGUGAUGUUGGAUUUGUUACUAUUGAUUGAACAAAGGUCAAAUCCACUCAUUCUGAAUUUUAGUAUCAACAUGCCAGAGAUGAACUAAAGUUUAUUUUUUUUAAAGAACGUGCAAAAUAACAGUCAAGCAUUGUUUAGGGUUGGAUCAUGGAGCAUUAAAUGCUAAAUCUAAAACAAAACAACAAGUCAUGUAAGAGUUUCCUAAUUUUUUUAGUUAUGCCCUUCAAUAGACAUCAUCUUGAAGGUGUCAUCAUCUUUAUAACUGUUGAGUGAUGUCAUCAAAUGCCACCCUGCAUCUGUGCCAUGUAACUAACAGCAGGUCCCAUUGAUUUAACCAAUAUGGUGUUUAAAAAGACAGCAGACAGGAUGCCUGGGAGGGAGUUGGGGUCCCAAGAUUGAUAACCCCAUUUAGUAGGAUUUAUUUCUUUACCUGGUCAGGGAAAUUGUGACUUUUUAAGAUGAAGUGUCCAAAAGGUGCCAAGUUAAGGGUUCUCUUCGACAAGCUGCCUUAUUCUAGGAGUGUGAAAAAUGGAAACAGGUUAAUGACUGUACACUCAUGAAAUUCUUCCAUGUUGUACCCAGUAAAUCAUUCUUUGGAAAAGACAAAGCAACAAACACAUGACACUUGGCACUCAUGAAAGUCAGUCCACUAUUGACAGCAUCCAUUAAGAAAAUAUUAAUACAAAACAGCAAUGAAAAGAUAUCACCAAAAUACUGUGAAAUUAAACAGAUUAAACAAAAUGAUGGUCAUUUUACAUAAAACAAUUCUGUAAGUGUCAAAAUGUCUCCUAACAACUUCCUAUCAGUGUUAUUCCUUAACAACAAAUGCAUUCUGUGAUAAAAAGGUGACAUGGUGUCCUUUUACAAACCAGUUAAACUUUGUGCAGCUGCACUUCCCAUGAGCCAGGAGUGGGACGGCGGCAGUUGGUUUCCUAGAUUGUGCCACACAUUCACGGGGUGGCAGCCACCUACUAAGGCAGAGCGGUGGCUCUGAGGCUAGGGAUCUGCACUGGCAAUUGGAAGGUUGCCGGUUCAAAUCCUGUAAAUACCAA